GGCACAACGGGCUGAACGGCCAGAACGGCCAAAGAUUUUUAGUGACCCGAAUUAACCUUCUUGGGGAUCCUUGGAUGUUGCGCAGACCCCCACCAAUCCAUUAUCGAGACCCAUUAAAUCUUGCAAGCCUGUUCCCUGUCCCGCCCCUCUGGUCCGUCCAAGAUCAGUAAGCCCUACGUCAAUCCACCCCGCCAUACCUUUCCUCGCAGUCUCGUCAUUGUUCUUUCCUUUAUUCUUCGUCACGUCGAUGUACGUUAUUAAUGAUACUAACACCAGACAUGAACAACCUUGUAACUAAUAACUUAACCUAAACAUCUUUUCGCCACAUGUGAAUAAGACCCAGACUGAAUGGCCGCAAAGCCUUCGUCUUCUUGUUUCGCUCAUACCUAAAACACACGAUAUUCGUACCUAUACAUACUAUAUGGAUCAAAAACUUUAGUCCUUUUCCCUUGUCAUGGUCAAUUGACAAGCGCCUGUCAGUCCAAUAACGAAACAACCAGCUUCGACGCCAAGGACCUUAGUGGCUAGACUACCCAGAUCCUUAAGCAUAUCCAUACCUGGUACUGCUAGGUACUAAUGACGAAUGAACACACCUUAGGCACGAGGGGUAUUCUAUGACCACAUCAUUAUCAGCACUCGCGAUGCCGGGAAAACAGCCCAAUCUAUUCGCUUUCAGCGACGUCGACGCCUUAGCACCAGCCCUGCGAUCAUAUAUUAUCACAGCUCAAAACGCCGGUAUCACGCGCCAUGGCGUCUUCAAGGUUGCCGUUUCCGGUGGCUCGCUACCUAAUACCCUUGCGAAAGCCCUUCUAGGCACCCCGAAAUCCGAGGAAGAUUCUGUCAAGUUUGACAAGUGGGAAAUAUUCUUCGCCGACGAGCGAGCUGUGCCUCUCGAUCAUGAAGAAAGCAACUUCGGACUACUCAAGAGAGAGCUGCUAGACAAGAUCCCCCCUGAGCUAGGAGCACCUACUAUACACGCCAUUGACACCCAGUAUCUGGACGACACGCAAGAGCUGGCAGAUCGGUAUGAGAAAACCCUUGUCGGUUCGUUUGCCAAGGGUGAUUCCGUCAAGCUUCCCAUCUUCGAUUUAUUACUCCUCGGUACCGGCCCAGAUGGCCACACCUGCAGUCUUUUCCCAGGUCACCCGCUCUUACGUGAGACGGACGCGUGGGUAGCUCCUAUUGAAGACUCACCUAAGCCGCCACCCCGACGUAUCACCCUAACUCUCCCCGUCGUUACACAUGCCGUUAAGGUCGCCUUCGUCGCCACGGGUCCUGCAAAGAAGGAGAUUAUGAAGGAGAUAUUCGAGCAAGGAAACGGCCUUCCAUGCGCAAUCGUUAACGAAGCGACGGGUGAGCGAUGCAGCUGGUUCACCGACAACGCUGCCGUAGAGGGCGUCAGCUUCCCCCGGCGCGGGUUCCUUUAGAAGCUGAUAUCCUAGGGCUGAAAGUGAAUAUGCUGCCGGGCGUGGCGUUUUGCUAAGGGGAUCGACAGGUCGGAGGGGAAAAGAUGGGAGAGGUACUGGCGUCCACAAGCGGCUUAUGAAUGUUAUGUGUUCGACUGAUGACGUUAUUAAUCUAAGUUAGAGUGACGAUGGGUGGUGGUAUUUACGGCCAUGAUGAAACGUGCGCAUUUAAUUAAUGCAUCGCCACGCCCACUCUGUUGAGGUGUGAUCGAGGUGUCUAUCAGACAGGAUUCUGGUACUGAGCACGCAGAUUUAUUCUUUUAGAGAAGUUCUCGAUUUAGACCUUCUUUUCGCAAAGAGGGAUUUUGGAAUAUUGAUUAUAUUUUAUCAUAAGUCCUUCGGAAGGUUGUAGGAUUUUGACUUGUGUUGUCUUACGAUUGCUAUACGUCGUGUUGAUGUUACCUCGAUGAGUGUGAUAAUGGUUCCUCGGAAUUUGCCUGAAGUCAGGUAAGGAGACCAAGUGGCGUGAUAGGUAGGUAUAAGUUAGCCAAAUACUACAUAAUUCGCUUUAAAGAAAAAAAAACCAAAAAAAAAA
Molecule: messenger RNA, 2001 nt
Organism: Annulohypoxylon truncatum
Lineage: Eukaryota; Fungi; Ascomycota; Sordariomycetes; Xylariales; Hypoxylaceae
Product: nagb/rpia/CoA transferase-like protein
Exons: 2
Coding region: 615-1427 (270 amino acids)
Biological process (GO): carbohydrate metabolic process; pentose-phosphate shunt
Molecular function (GO): 6-phosphogluconolactonase activity
Source: RefSeq, a predicted model, not a curated record